AUGCAGGAACAGGCCGGCAGCACCGCCCACCAGCGGGAGAUGUUCUGGUUAUCCAGCACCGAUUGGCACCUGUUUUUAGGAUUUGGGGACCCCCCGUCCACGUUAGGCAAACGCAAACGGGCCCCGUGGGAGGAUCAGGCCGAGGUCAGCCGCAUGGAACGCCGCCACCAGUUGGCCACCAUGGAUCUGGAGGCAGCCGCGCAGUGCAUGACCGGGCGGCCCGACAUGCAGUUCUGGGGGGUCCAGGACCCAGCCAUGCGGGCCAUCCAGCGGGGAGAGAGCCCCGUGGUCGCAGUGAUGCCCACCAGCAGGGGGAAGAGCAUGCUGUUCAUGGUGCCCGCGUUUGCCGCCCCUGGGGGCACCACCAUUGUUGUGGUGCCGCUGGAGCUCGGUAUAUCAUGCGUGCCAUGGGAGAGCUGGCGGCCCCCUGAUGCCGCAUCCAUCGUGUUAGUGACGCCUGAAUCCGCAGUCAGCCCUGAUUUCCAGACGUUUUUGAACCAGCUGCGGUGGACCCGGCGGUUAGACUGGAUCAUGAUCGACAAAUGCCAUGUGGUGUUGAACAACCAGCGUGAUUUCCGGCCCCAGAUGGCCUAG
Messenger RNA from Aspergillus fischeri NRRL 181, 594 nucleotides. RefSeq lists its product as uncharacterized. Gene Ontology annotation, molecular function: four-way junction helicase activity; 3'-5' DNA helicase activity. Bases 1 to 594 code for a protein of 197 amino acids. Gene Ontology annotation, biological process: double-strand break repair via homologous recombination. The transcript is spliced from 2 exons. Gene Ontology annotation, cellular component: chromosome; cytoplasm. Lineage: Eukaryota; Fungi; Ascomycota; Eurotiomycetes; Eurotiales; Aspergillaceae. The record is from RefSeq and is a predicted model, not a curated record.